AUCGCUCCCAAUUCCAAAUUGCUCCUUUAUUGUGCUACUGCUGGUGCUGAACCUCGAGGGAUCAAGGACAAACUUUUGAAAUCCAGCCCGUGUCCACAAUAGUUGAAGAGACACCUGGCAUGUUACGGUGAAUGGCAUUCAGGGCUGGACGGGUCAUCUGUGAGUUCUGAAGGGUUACAGAACAUUCAAUGAUGGUCGCUGACCAACGGCCUGGCCCGUUCACCAGUACCUUCAAAGUGAGUGAGUAGAUACUUUACUUAUCGCCUUGGGACAGUUCAGGUAUCCAAUAGCAACAGACAGCAUAGUACAGUUGACAACAACAAAAAAAACAGUUAGUCAACAAAAUAAGUAAAUCAAAAUCAAUUGAAAGUCAGCAAUGACUUGAGCAUAAUAUAUAUACAUAUAUUUCAUUAAUACAUUAAUGAAAUUACACUAUACACGCCAACAUGUUUGACCAAUCUGAAUGCCCCACAAGGCUUUGCUUUUGUCCCAAUCCGUCCGCGAUAGCAUGCCAUGAUAUGACUAUAAAUUCCACUUUAACGUGCUAGCAUUUUAACGUAUCCACCAUGUCAGGGUACGUAGGAUGUCUGUGUACUCAGUGACGUCGCGCGAUGUUUACAGAGUAGAAACGAUGGAGAAAGGGAAAUACCCCCAUAAAACGCAGCUGUCGGGUAAACAAGGCACGCAGGUUGUCAUGUUAGGAUUUUAACCAGACGGGAUAUAAAACAGAUACACGCUUUCCGUCACCACCUAGCUGGAGGCGUUUCUGUUUCGCUUAUCCGGAAUCACCUCUGACUCAUAUCGAGAUGAAUCCACCGUCAUCCCUCUCACACAACAUCACCCUUUAAAAAGGACCCAACUCUCCCUUCGCUUUAGAACCCAAGGACCCUCUCACGCGUUCACCGUACAGCGCUCCCAUCCAUGUUAUUCAUCUCAUCGCUUCAUAUUCGUUCCUUUUUUUUUUAAAAUUGCUACGGCACCUUGUGCGCUCCUGUCUUCUAAAUGUUCACGCGUCCUUCCUCUCCCCUGUUCUCCACCCUCCUCCUCCUCCUCGCCACCCUCCUCCAGCUCGGCCUCUCCUUCUACGUCCCCGACUCCGGCCCCCUGCUGUGGCUGGGCGACCAGGUCAGGGAGAGACGCCUCUACACAGAGAGCCACCGGAGGGGGCUGUUCCUGGAGAUGAGCCCGGACGGUCAGGUGACAGGAAGUGCUGCUCAGACGCCGCUCAGUGUUCUGGAGCUGAGGUCGGUCAGUCCAGGAGACACUGUCAUCACAGCGCGCCUCUCCUCGCUCUACCUGUGUGUGGACAGGGCAGGUCACCUGACAGGACAGAGACAGUACACAGAGUCCGACUGCACCUUCAGAGAGGUCAUCCUUGAGGACGGCUACACCCACUUCCUGUCCGUGCACCACGGACUUCCUAUUUCGCUGGCGCCGAGAGACUCCCCAGGGAGACAGGGGCUGCGCUUCAGCAGGUUCCUCCCGCUGAGGAGCAGUCUGUCAGAGGAGAGGGUCGCCGAGGCCCCCCAGACAGCCAAGGCCCUGAACCUGGACUCUGAAGACCCCCUGGGGAUGGGUCUGGGUUCGCUCCUCAGCCCGGCCUUCUCCAUGGACACCUAAACACCAAAGCCAGGGCCCCAACUGUUCAAAAAGUGUUUUUUUUGUGUUCGAUGCUGACAUUGGUACAGGACCAACUUCCUAAUACUUGAAUUAAAUUAUUCAGAAUUAUUUUUAUGAGAAAUAAUUUAUAGAAUUACACAUAUUUAUGUUUGUUUUUGUAUUUUUGUAUUUUUCUAUUCUACAUUAUUGGCGAUUGAAUGUAUUUCUGAUUUUGUAAGAAAUGUUGUUUUCUCUGUUUGCUUUUGUUUUUGUUUUUAAAGAUAAUACAUGUGAACAAAUUGUUUUAAAUGGUGUAUUUGUGUGUGACAUCUCAAUAAUAAUUUAGAAGCUUUCUGGUGUACACUUCGCGGUUUAAAAACAUAAUACUACUAUUUAUAUUAUUAUCUAGUGUGGACAAUAUAAUUUUAUUGAAAGGAGAUUAGCCUACCAUAAGGACAUAACAGCCGGCCCGACAACAUCGCGAGUUCAAGCAGCCUGUCUAUUUAGGAGAAGAGGCGGGAAUGGGGGUUGUAACGCCCUCUGGCGGAAAAAAAGUCCUGUUUUAGUCUAGCAACACUGCUGCCACAGGGGAGCGCUGAACCCCACGGGGCAGAUCAUACCGUGAUAUUACCUCAUUUAAAAUAAUUUGAAUAAAUGGGUUCAUGUGAUUGGCUACAAGCUCAAAGAGAUGCCUCAUCGGUUAGAACGCCGUGGAGCGACGGUUAGCCUAUCUGUCAUUUUGAUAUGAGUUCGCUAGACAACUACUAUCCAAUUAAACAGAGGAAAAUACACACUUUUACCACUUCUGACCUGGUGAGUGAGUUGCGUAAUUUAAAUAUGUAAAUUAAUGGAUGAUGAAUGUUGAAGGAGACAAACGGUUUUCUUUCUUUUUUUGUGUGUCGUACGUUAUGUUUACAUUUCCAGGCAUUUUUGUGGCAGCCUCAGGAUUUAUAAAAAUCCUGCUAGCUUUUGUUGUAGCAUCUAAUUGUUUAGUUUUACUUGCCUGCUUUCUGGUACAGCGCAAUGUGGGCAUCCUCACAAGCUGUGAGCAGCAUUGAACUGAUUUAAUAACGACUGAAACUGUUGGGAUUCAACACUGUUAUCAGUUUCAGUAUUAAACAUACCUUUUGUUUGGAGGUAACCUCACUUCUCUUUUCACAACUAGGCUUCAUAGAGAGAGAGCCAGUAAUAAUGACAUAUUUUACUCUAUAUCCUAUCCAAUAAUCUACACCUUUAUUCAUAUAUUUAUGUAGGAAUGGAGUAUACAAUUAGAACUGUUUUAUUUAUUAAAAGAUGAAAGCUUGAAACAUAUAAUACAUGGUUUCAAUUACUUUAAACAAACAUUUAGAUAUUCAUAUAAUAUGAUACACAAUGAUAUAUGAUUUAAAACCUGAUAAACCUUUUGGUUUUGUGUUAUUGAAUGUGGUGAAAACUUUUAACUUCAAAAGUCCAAAAUAAACAUCUAACUAUGGUUAAGUAAAAAAGCGAGUGGUAAGGUGAGUUUAGUAAAUUACUAAAAUAAAAUCGUUAUUACAAAUGUUGAUUUCAACAAUCAAACAUACAGAUUUCAUGUUUUAACAGCGCACUGAGCAGUGCUACAGUGCAAAAUAUUAAGACCACAUCUCCAUUUGCAUGAGCUUAAUAUGUACUUAAUAUGCCGAUAACUAUAUGUUCACAUCUCACAAAUAAUGAAGAAUGCUGAGGUUGUUUAAGUUAUCCGGCAGAAGGCUUAUGGUGGUAAUGGUCGACCACCCAUUUUAUUUACACUCAAAACGUUAAGCUAACUUUUCUAAGACAUUUGUCAUCGCGCAGGAAUUCAAUAAGCCUUUUUUGGUUUCACACACACUCACACACCAACAAUCACACUCACUAUUUAGUAGUGUAUUUGUCCUUCAAUUUCCCAAUUUACUGCAACCAAUUUAUUCACAUUUAUUCAAAAGAGGAACUCUUAUCCGACAGUUUAUUUGAAGUCUCUUUUCAAUGGCCAUCCAUUUUUGAGCCAUACAUGCAAAAGUAAAAAGUCUUGGAGUCUGGAUACAUGUCAGUCUCCUUCUCCUCAUCCUGUAAGCUUUUCUGUAGCUGGCCAUGCCUGAUGCAUUGUGGGUAACCCUGUAACUCAGACUUGAUUUGCUAGUGGCUCACCGGCGUUCCCCUGACAGAUGGCCUCCAUGCCGUGGUAGUCUCCUUCCUCUUCCCUGGGCUCCUCCAGCUCUUCCUCCUCCCCCUCCCACGGAGAGGGGCUGACGUGGUUGUACUCUGUGUUGUCUUCGGACGCCGUCUCGCGGUGGUAGAAGUAGCUGAAGUUGGACACGAUCACGGGCACCGGCAGCGAGAUGGUGAGCACGCCGGCGAUGGCGCACAUUGAGCCCACCAGCUUGCCCCACAUCGUCACGGGGGUCAUGUCCCCGUAGCCCACUGUCGUCAUGGUGACCACCGCCCACCAAAAGGCGUGCGGGAUGCUGACGAAGGUGGUCUCGGCGUAGUCGGCCUCGGCGAAGUAGAUGGCGCUGGAGAAAAUGAUCACUCCGAUGAAGAGGAAGAAGAUGAGCAGGCCCAGCUCUCUCAUGCUAGCCCGGAGGGUCUGGCCAAGGAUCUGGAGACCCUUUGAGUGCCGGGAAAGCUUGAAGAUCCUGAAGACCCGUACCAGACGGAUGACCCUGAUGAUGGCCAGCGAGCCCGCGGGCGUCGCGUCGUUGUCCUUGGCCAGCUCCGUGCACAGGGUGACAAAGUAGGGCAGGAUGGCGCUGAAGUCGAUGAUGUUCAUCACGUCCUUGAAGAAGAGCGUCUUGCUGGGUGCGGAGGCGAAGCGCAUGAGGAGCUCGAAGGAGAACCAGCAGAUGCACAUUGA
Messenger RNA from Gadus macrocephalus (Pacific cod), 4447 nucleotides. RefSeq names its product fibroblast growth factor 21 (gene fgf21). Lineage: Eukaryota; Metazoa; Chordata; Actinopteri; Gadiformes; Gadidae. The record is from RefSeq and is a predicted model, not a curated record. The coding region runs from base 1003 to 1620 and encodes 205 amino acids. Gene Ontology annotation, molecular function: fibroblast growth factor receptor binding; growth factor activity. The transcript is spliced from 4 exons. Gene Ontology annotation, biological process: fibroblast growth factor receptor signaling pathway; regulation of cell migration; cell differentiation. Gene Ontology annotation, cellular component: cytoplasm.